Erythranthe guttata (spotted monkey flower) is the source of this 1871-nucleotide messenger RNA. RefSeq names its product nine-cis-epoxycarotenoid dioxygenase 6 (gene NCED6). Gene Ontology annotation, molecular function: carotenoid dioxygenase activity. Gene Ontology annotation, cellular component: chloroplast stroma. The record is from RefSeq and is a predicted model, not a curated record. Lineage: Eukaryota; Viridiplantae; Streptophyta; Magnoliopsida; Lamiales; Phrymaceae. Gene Ontology annotation, biological process: carotene catabolic process.
AUGAAUCUCUCUCUCACCCACCACCUUUUCUCCACCUCACCGCCGCCGCCGCCGCCGUCAUCCAAAUCUCCGUUCUUCAAAACCAAAUCCAACACAAGAACUCAGCCGCCACCUUCAUCAAGAAGCUGUAAAAUCACAUGCAAAAUUCUAAUCAACCCAUCCGAAAAAAGCUUCCCUAGAAAAAAUAACAAACCACCUCCACCACCGCCGCCGCCAUUUCCUCAGCCACCGGAACCACCAACCAUCUUCUCCCCGACCACCAUACCCCCGCCGCACCACAACCCAUUCCAGAAACUCGCCGCCGCCGCCCUCGACAUGGUGGAGAAAUCAAUCGUGACAAAUAUGGAAAAAAACCACAAGCUGAAUCGGAUGGUGGACCCCACGGUCCAACUUGAAGGCAACUAUGCACCGGUUCAAGAAUGCCCGGUCCAUCAAGAUCUCGAAGUAGUGGGGACCAUCCCUACAAGCGUACGUGGGGCCUACCUUAGAAACGGCGGCAACCCGUUAUUCGAGCCAAUCAGCGGCCACCAUUUCUUCGACGGCGACGGCAUGAUCCAUGCCGUCACCCUGGCGGCCCCCGAAAAUCGAGCAAGCUACGCCUGCCGCUUCACCAGAACCAACCGUCUGCUCGGGGAAGCCGCACUCAGAAAGCCAGUCUUCCCCAAGCAGAUCGGCGAGCUGCAUGGCCACUCCGGCUUGGCUCGGCUCGCCCUAUUCGCGGCUCGAGCCUUAGCCGGACUGGUCAAUGCAGCAGACGGCUUUGGUCUGGCUAACGUCAACGUAGUCUACUUCAACGGUCGGAUCCUCGCCAUGUCGGAGGAUGAUCUCCCCUACACCGUCAGAUUAACGGAAGCCGGAGAUCUCGAGACAAUCGGGCAGUACGAUUUCGACGGGCAAGUCAAGGGCUCGAUGAUAGCCCACCCUAAGGUGGACCCCGCCACGGGGGAUCUCUACACCCUCAGCUACAACAUACUCUCGAAACCCUACCUCAAAUUCCUCAAAUUCGAUAAAUGGGGGAAUAAGUCACGUGAGUUGACCAUCUCAAUCGAACAGCCGACCAUGAUCCACGACUUCACCAUGACGGAAUCUCACGUGGUGAUCCCGGAUCACCAGAUGGUAUUCAAGUUAUCCGAGAUGAUGCGGGGCGGGUCGCCCGUGAUCCACGACCCGAAUAAGAUGACCCGAUUCGGUGUUUUGCCGAAGAAUGCGGUUGACGAAUCGGAGAUCCGAUGGAUAGAUGUUCCGGAGUGUUUUUGUUUCCAUAUGUGGAAUGCGUGGGAGGAGCGCGACGAAAACGGCGACAAAAUUAUCGUCGUCAUUAACUCUUGCAUGACGCCGGCGGAUUCGAUUUUUUCGGGUAGCGACGAUUUGAAAAGCGAGUUAUCCGAGAUCCGGUUGAAUUUGAAAACGGGCGGGUCGACCCGGAGGGUCGUCGUGUCGGGUAUGAACCUAGAAGCGGGACAAAUAAACAAGCAACAACUAGGCAAGAAAACUAGGUACGUGUACUUGGCUAUAGCGGAUCCAUGGCCGAAAUGUAGUGGAAUCGCUAGGGUCGAUUUGGAAACGGGAGAAGUGACUAAGUACUUGUACGGGCCCCACAGGUUCGGUGGCGAGCCAUGUUUCGUCCCGGUAACUGCAGAGGAGGAAGACGAAGAAGAAGGGUAUCUCAUGAGUUUUGUGAGGGACGAAGAAAACGAAAAAUCGGAAUUUGUGAUAUUGAAAGCUUCGACAAUGGAACAAGUUGCUCUAGUUAAGUUGCCUAAGAGGGUGCCCUAUGGAUUUCAUGGCACAUUUGUUAGUGCUCAAGAGAUUCAAAGGCAGUGCUUUUAAUAUAUGUAACAAUAUAACAAUAUGGCCAAUGAAUUAAUAUA